Molecule: messenger RNA, 873 nt
Organism: Akanthomyces muscarius
Lineage: Eukaryota; Fungi; Ascomycota; Sordariomycetes; Hypocreales; Cordycipitaceae
Exons: 1
Coding region: 1-873 (290 amino acids)
Molecular function (GO): NAD binding; oxidoreductase activity, acting on the CH-OH group of donors, NAD or NADP as acceptor; NADP binding
Source: RefSeq, a predicted model, not a curated record
AUGCCCGACAUGCGUGUCGGCUUCAUGGGCCUCGGCUUUAUGGGCACACCUAUGGCCCUCAAUCUCUCCCGGAAAUUUCAAUUGACCGUCUGGAAUCGCACAGCUGCCAAAUGCGCGCCCUUCCAGGCGACGAGCGCCGCCAUUGCCGACACACCUGCCGUUGUCCUGCGCCAGUCCGACGUAGUCUUCACCAUGCUCAUCAACGAGGCGGCAUACCGGGCAGUGCUCGACAAGGACUUUACCGAUGCGCUGCGCGGAAGGACCAUCAUCAACACAAGCUCAGUCUCCGUGGCCUUUAGCAAAUUUCUGGACGAGCAGGUCAGGCAGGCCGGCGGGCGCUACCUCGAGAUGCCCGUUAGCGGCAGCAGAGUGCCCGCAGAGCAGGGCCAGCUGGUGGGCAUGCUCGCCGGCGACCGCGACGAGGCCCGGCGCGUCGACCCGCUACUCAAGACCAUCACCAAAGCCGCAGUGUACUGCGGCGAGAUUGGCAUGGGCCUGCGCACGAAAUUCGCGAUAAACCUGUUUCUCAUCACCAUGACGGCGGGACUGGCCGAGUCGAUGAACCUGGCCCGCGCGCAGGGCCUCGACGUCAAUGCCUUUGGCGAGGUGCUCGACGCGGGCCCCAUGGCGUCGGCAUACUCGAGGCUCAAGGUCGCAAAGAUGAUUGCGGAGGACUGGUCGCCGCAGGCUGCCAUAUCAGACUGCUCUAGUGUUACGGAGCUGGUGCAGGAGGCGGCGGCCGAGGUCGGCGCAGAGACACCCCUCAUGACGGUAUGCGACUCUCUGUACAAGGAGGCGGUUAGUCGUGGCUUCGGCGGUGAUGACAUGAUUUCGAUUCACCAGGUCAUGACGCCUGCUACAAAUGAUGAAUAG